This is a messenger RNA of Mugil cephalus (flathead mullet), 3851 nucleotides long. RefSeq names its product galactosylceramide sulfotransferase-like. Lineage: Eukaryota; Metazoa; Chordata; Actinopteri; Mugiliformes; Mugilidae. The transcript is spliced from 3 exons. The record is from RefSeq and is a predicted model, not a curated record. Bases 479 to 1753 code for a protein of 424 amino acids. Gene Ontology annotation, cellular component: membrane. Gene Ontology annotation, biological process: galactosylceramide biosynthetic process; myelination. Gene Ontology annotation, molecular function: galactosylceramide sulfotransferase activity.
AUAGUUUUACUUUAAGGGAAACACUGUGGUUGUAUUGUUUAUACAGCCUCUGGUGAUAUGAGUGAAGGUGUGGUCCUCCUCCUUUGUGGAGCCAAAUUUGGUUUCAAACACACCACCAGGAGCCAUUUUAUUUUAAGGAACGCGGCAAUAGCAUGGUUUGAAUGCGGCUCCGCUUCACAGAAGCGCCUUUCACAUUUAACACGGGGGAAUUUUCAUAGAGAGAUGUUUUUGAACGGCGUUUAGAGGCGUGUCCUUCGACAGGGGGCCUUUUUUUUUUUCUUUUCUUUUUUUUUUUUUACAAUUUUUUUUUUACCAAUUCAGCCCCGUGGGAGGAGAGUUUACACAUGACUCCUUUCCAUCCUCCCAGCCACCAAUAGGACGCCUCUUCAGGGAGUGUGCACAGCAUGUUAAAUAACAGAGAGGGAUUUCUUUGAAUCAGCUUGGUCUCAUCGCCAGGUUUCCAGUUUUUGGACUAAUAAUGCCUGGCAUGAAAGGAAGAAAGUUCACGUCCGUUUUACGAGGGCUGAUUCCCUGGGUUCUGUUGCCCAACAUCAUCCUGGUGCUGUACUGCUUGACAAACCCAAGACAAGUGGACCUCGGGCCCCCCCGAGAAGACACGUGUCCUCUCAGCACUGCUAAAUCACCCGCGUCAUUUCAAAGCACAAAGUCCCAGUCGGAGGAGUGCUCACCCAAAGUGAACAUCAUGUUCAUGAAGACCCACAAGACUGCGAGCAGCACCAUCCUCAACAUCCUCUUCCGAUUUGGAGAGAAGCACAAGCUCAGGUUUGCGUUCCCCGACCGUCGCAACGACUUUUUCUACCCGUCACCUUUCCAGUGCUCCCAGGUGAAGGACUACAGGCCCGGAGAGUGUUUCAACGUCGUUUGUAACCACAUGCGCUUUGAUCGGCGAGAAGUAGCGAAGCUCCUGCCCAAAGAUGCCGCGUACAUCACCAUUUUGCGGGACCCCGUGGAUCUCUUUGAGUCGGCCUUCCAUUAUUACCACAGAGCGGUUCCCUUAACGUGGAGGAUCGGUGGCGAGAGCAAACUGGAAGAGUUUCUGAACAAUCCUCGGGCCUUCUACAGUCCAGAGGCGUACAACUCAUUCUACCUGAAGAAUCUGCUCUCCUUUGACUUUGGUUUGGAUAACAACCUGGAGGCUGACGAUCCCCGCGUCAUCAAAGACAUUCACAACUUGUCAAAACAUUUCCAUCUGGUCCUCAUUGCCGAAUAUUUUGAAGAGUCUCUCAUCUUGCUGAAGGAUUUGCUGUGCUGGAGCACGGAGGACAUCCUGUAUUUUAAGCUUAACGCUCGCAGGAACUCGUCUGUGUCUCGGCUGAACCCGGAGAUGAGAGCCAAAGCUUUGCAGUGGAACGGCGCUGACUGGAGACUCUAUCAGCACUUCAACGCUACCUUCUGGGCCAGAAUAGAGGCUUAUGGAAGAGAGAGAAUGAAGCAGGAGGUAAAACAGCUGAGGAGAAGAAACGCUGAGAUGAAGGCCACCUGUAUUGAAGGUGGAGAUGCAGUUGAAGCCCAGAAGAUUCAGGACAGGCAUUUCCUGCCCUGGCAACCAGUUGGAGAGGCCUCCAUAAUGGGUUACAACAUGAAGAAAGAUAUAGAUCCCAAAUUCAGGACAAUCUGUGAGAAAAUGCUCACACCGGAAAUACAGUACUUAUCAGAUUUGGGUGUAAAUCUGUGGGUUACUAGACUAUGGGGUUGGUUACUAGACAAAAUUACCAAGUGCUUUUAUAACUGAAUUAAAACAUGUACUAUACUAAAAUGAUGCCAUUGAUACUGCAACAUGUAUACAUGGUGCCAACAUCUAACAAACGUUAUUUUAGUACAGUUUUUUAUCUAAAGGGAAAUACUUGUUUGAGUUUUGCUGAACUGGAGAUGUGGUCACGUAACAUACCACAAGAAAGACAUGUAACCGUAAAAUGCCGAAUAGAUUAACCCCAGAUAGAGAAACACACGUGUACCUCGGCUAUGCAGAAAAUGUUAACAAUGUCCGUGUGUCAUCAGCAUCAUUGUUGUAUGUAAAGACUGAAGCUGCCUCUGUGGCUGAGUUACUUGAUAAGCUCUUCUACGAUAUUGAGCACUGCAAAGAUUAAUGUUUUAUGUAUGUGGAGUAUUGUUGAUGCACUGUAGGGCCUUAAAUGGUUUAUGGGGUUUAUGGUUGUCACUGCAAAAUAUGCUAUCUAGGAACCACUUUCUCAGUUUUUUCUCGUAGUGUCCCUAACUAUUGCCUGAUUUUAAUUUCCCGUUUUCAGGGCACACGACAUAAACUUUGUAAAUCGGUGCUAUUUUCUGAUAUGCCCAACUCUAAUCACGCCAGAGCCUCUUGAAAGUACAGGUCUCAUUAUCCAGGACGACAAACAGUGUUAGUGUGCUCUCUAGAGGCCCAAGACUCAAGUGCAGUUGUUUGUCACAGCUGUGGCCUCUCCUGACCUUGUGUCAAAAGUUUACAUGAGGCACCUUCAUUCAACCGUACUGAUUUAACGUGGGCAUGUGUACAUUUUAACAGUAAUAAGGCUUUUGUGACUUAUCUUAGAAUUAGUUUUGACUAAGAACUCUCAAACAACCUCCGAGGUGGUCUUUUCAUGCAGUGACAAACAUAAAUCACUAUUUGUGUUACUAUAAAUGAUAGCACAACAAUCUGGGAGUAAGUUGUGAGUCAUCGUUUGUACUGUAUAAUAUAUGAAUUAUAGUAAAACAUGUGACUAUAAUCACUGAAAUCUACCUGGAAUCUGUUUUUUUUUUUUUGUAAACAUGAAUAUGAUGUAAACAUUAAUAUCAUAUUAUUAUGUGUACUUGCAUGUAUGUUUGUUAGUGGCAGCGCUCACAUAUUUAUGUGUCUGUCCUGUUUGUGACCCUCUACUGCUUGUGUUUUUCUAUUUUUAUUCUGCACUGUGUAAUAAAGCAGAAGUGCUCAAAAUGCCAGUUUUGCAAAAUACUACAUACUUGCCCAGUCAAUGGGCAAAAAAAAAAAAAAAAUCAAAGCUUGACAAUUUCACAAUAAAAUACUGUAUUCCAGCAUCCACCAUGCCUGCUGAUGUUAUUGAGCUCAUGCAGUGAGUAGAAACUUUACUAAAUUCUCUUGGCUGACAUACAAGUUUGGCUUUUCUCAGCAACAUACACCGAUCAGCCACAAAAUUAUAACCCUCCCCUCACUUUCAUCCUGUUGCUAGACACUACAAGACACCCUCAGAAGACACAUGUCCACUCUCUGAUGAGUCCAAACUGUGUAAUAUUAGGCAAGUGGUCAUAAUGUUACUCCUGAUCAGUGUAUACUAUCAAACUGUUCAAAAAAUGUAUUAACGUAAGUGCCAAAACAUAACCUAAAUUUAAUUUGUAUGUGAGGUUCUUCAGGCAGUCGUGUUACAUAACGUGACCAGGGUAUAUACGACUAGUAAUAAUUAACAUAAGUAGAAUAAUAAAACUAUUUAAAUACAAAUGCUCAUGGUUCCUACGAUUUGAAUAAGUGCACUGUCACAUUCAACGAGAUAAAUCAAUACGCUUUUAGACUUAUAAGACAUUGACACAUGUUUAAUUUAACAAUUUACAAUCUGUGAGGAGAACAAGUGAAUUACAAAUGACAUCAAGCAAGGGGGUGAGGCGACAGGAACUAUUGUGCCAUCUUCGUGGAGUUGUGGACUAUCAGCCAGCUCCUACAGGUCCUCUGGUAGCCGCUGCUAGCCUGCUCACGACUUGGGGCACACUGUUCAUGUCGACUGCUGCUGGAUUCAGGUGUGGAGACCAGGAAGAAGAAUGGAUCAUGGACGUGACACAACAGCUGUACUUCAGCCUUGGAUGACCGCGGUCUACGUCUUAUUCAUCGCCUCCUUUCUCAUAAU